GCUGGAAGAGAUAUGAUGCAGUACUCUGUGUGACGUUCUGCAGCGUUGAGGGUUUAUUUGUAGCCUGAGUGUGACUCGGUUACAGAAAAUGUAUUCUUCAGAAAAGUGGCAGGUGCACAGUCAUUUAUUGCUUUUCAUCAAACCUUAUGGAAUAUAUUGUCCCAUAUUUAUAUUCAGGUUUUGGCAUAUCAUAUUUGAGGAGUUACCUAGAUAGUGGCUUAAAACUAGAAGCAACCGAGUCAAACAGAUACAGGUUAUAAUGCAAAUUGUCUCCUCUCUGCCAUGACAAAUCAGGCUGGCCAUGUACACACUGACACCAUUCUUCCCAGGGGCAGUGCCCAAACCAAGAACAGGUUCAGGAGAGCGGCCACUGCAAUAAGGUUGGUCUAUGUUCUACAGGAGGAGGAAGAUCAGAUUCUUGACAUUCAGGUACUUGGAUUGUUUCUUCGGAAGUUCCUGUGCAGUUUAUUUAUCGUGAUGAUUGCAUGGAUUUUGGAGAGUUGGCAUAUGCAAGGGGGAGCUGUGAGGUAUUGGUUUGGAGAGUGGGUAUAUGCAAGGUUUACAUGGCAAUCCUUCCAUUCUGGCCUUCUCAUUGUCGGUUGA
This is a messenger RNA of Lolium rigidum, 603 nucleotides long. RefSeq lists its product as uncharacterized. The coding region runs from base 283 to 603 and encodes 106 amino acids. NCBI's taxonomy places the organism in Eukaryota, Viridiplantae, Streptophyta, Magnoliopsida, Poales, Poaceae. The record is from RefSeq and is a predicted model, not a curated record. The transcript has 6 exons.